Exophiala spinifera is the source of this 2139-nucleotide messenger RNA. RefSeq lists its product as uncharacterized. Gene Ontology annotation, biological process: lipid metabolic process. The coding region runs from base 1 to 2139 and encodes 712 amino acids. The transcript has a single exon. NCBI's taxonomy places the organism in Eukaryota, Fungi, Ascomycota, Eurotiomycetes, Chaetothyriales, Herpotrichiellaceae. The record is from RefSeq and is a predicted model, not a curated record.
AUGUCGCAAACCCAGCUCAGGACUCGCGCUCAUGCGACGGUAGAUUAUGAACACCAAGCCGAGAAACUGUCCCUCGACUCGGGAUACAACGCCCACGACGAUGAGGCGCAUGGUGUCGCCGUGCAAGCCAGCUUCAUCACGCCACUGGAUCCCGUGAUCGAGACCAACGACGGUAACAGACUCCCCUCUGUUCCAGUGCAGGAAGCGCACAAGAUCAACAUCCUCAAGGCCAGGGCUGAAGGUCGCACUCAUCGCCCCCAAGCCCCGCGCCCAAGGGGUCUGAGCCGGUUCGAUGUUCGUAACGUUGAGGAAAACGAUGUUAACAGGGACGAGCUAUUGCGAGACGACCGGGCGAGUGAGACGAGUCGCCUAGAUGAAGCCUUACCGCCGUCCCAUACACAUCCACUAUUUCCUCCGUUGCCUCUUUAUGGGCCUCCUACGUUCCUCCGGAAUCUCCAGUGCGUCACCUUUCGAAUCACAUCCUUUUUCUUGUCGACGGCGUUCCUGCUCGUCGUAGUGCUAGGGGCAGUAUUUACAACGCUACCGCACCUGCUCAACAAAACAUGGCUGCGGCUGACCUUUCGAGACCGACAUCGUGAACGUCCCUUUGCUGAAGAAGAAAAGAGAAGAGCAGGUUUACGCCGAGAACAAGACAAAGAGUGGGCUGCCAGAAAGCGCAGGCGUGUAUCGGAUAGCAGUCCAAGAGACAACCCUUUGGAUCAAGGAAAAGGGAGAUAUGCUCCCCUUGAAGGAGGACCUGACAAGCUUGUCUGCGACGUCGGAUAUUAUGCUCGGCGAGUCGGCCUCGACGCCGAAGACUUUAGAGUGCAGACGGAAGAUGGAUUCAUUCUUACUCUCUGGCACCUUUACGAUCCCAACGAAUAUAGGCCUUCACCGGAUACUCACAGACGAUCUAAAUCCCCGAAGAUCUUUCCUGAGCAAAAGAGCUCCCACCAACACGUCCUAACGCAGUUCAACGACGGAGAAAGGAGGUACCCUGUCCUGCUCAUUCAUGGGCUCUUGCAAAGUGCUGGGGCAUAUUGCGCCAACGAUGAUGACAGUUUGGCGUUUUUGCUGUGCAAAUCUGGUUAUGAUGUUUGGCUGGGUAACAAUCGAUGCGGCUUUGAGCCUGAGCACAGCCUGCUCCCAUACAAAGAUCCACGGAUGUGGGCGUGGAAUAUCCGUCAAAUGGGAGUCAUGGACUUACCUGCGCUCAUCUCGAGGGUGCUCGAAGAAACCGGGUUUGAGAAGCUAGGACUUGUGUGUCACAGCCAGGGGACUACGGAGACGUUUGUCGCCUUAGCCAAAGAACAGCGCCCUGACAUUGGCGACAAAAUCAGUGUAUUUUGUGCGCUGGCUCCGGCAGUCUAUGCUGGACCUCUCAUUGACAAAAUGUACCUCAAGUUCAUGAGGGUCAUUUCGCCUAGGAUGUUCCGCAUGUUCUUUGGCAUCCACAGUUUCAUCCCACUCAUGAUGACGAUGCACCAAGUCUUGCCAGGCCGGAUCUACGGGUUCAUGGGAUAUUUGGUCUUUUCAUUUCUUUUCAACUGGUCUGAUACCCGAUGGGAUCGUGGUCUUCGCGACCGCUUCUUCCAGUUUUCGCCUGUGUACGUCAGCGCAGAAAGCAUGCGUUGGUGGCUCGGGCGGGAAUGUUUCACGAAACAAAGGUGCAUUCUAGCCACGCGAGAACUGGGACAACAAGAAGACGUCGAGGAUCAAAGUGAAGAGGAAAGGCGCGAAGAUGCCAUGUCGAACGCAGCGGAUCGCGGUCGGACAGCCUGGUAUGACAAGCAUGUCCCGCCAUUCGCUCUAUGGGUCGCCGGCAGCGACGAUCUCGUUGAUGGACGGCGCCUGCUUAGACGUUUUGAGAGAGGACGUGAACCUCAUGUCGACGUGGUCCACAGCAAGGUUAUUGAAGAGUAUGAGCAUCUUGAUGUUCUCUGGGCGAUGGAUGCCGCUGAGCAAGUCGGGAAGGAGGUUCGUGAAGUCUUGUGGAAGACAAUGCCGGAAGAUGCAAGAGGUACGUGCAGGAAAAUUUUGGGCGUGAAUGAGACAUCUGUCGUCUGCGUUGGUCAAGCCAGCGAGCGACAAGAGAAGGCGACUUUUUGCGAUAGUCAGGUGGUGGAGGGACCAGCUUGA